UGUCUCUCUCUCUCUAUCAUUCUGAGUUAAUUUUGCACAUACACUGAAAUAAGGAUUUCAUCAUCCACUUACUCCGUGAUAUGGCUGAGUACGAUGGCUUUUCAACACUAUGCACUAUAUAUAAAAAGAGGUAUAUAUAAAUAUGAGCUGAAUUCAUCCUAUUAUAUGUAUUGUAUAACCAAAUCACUUCAUCUCCUGUUACCGUGAUCAUAUCAUAAUAGAUUUAUUCUGUUGUACAAGUGAAUAAUAACAUUUCGUGAAAUAAUUAAUAAUUGGUGUAAACAUUAAAUUUAAAUUUAAAAGCAUAGUUUGUUGAACUUUAAACAAUAUUAUUAUAACCUUGAACGAAAAAUCAUCAAAUAUGUAUGAUCAAACUGAAGUGGAGUAUCUUGUCAAUCUAAUAAUCAGUACACAGAAAUCUGCAAAAUCUGCUUUAUCCUAUAAAGAUUAUCGUAGUUCAUCGUACGAUUCACGUUUCCCUGCAUCCACAGUGCCAUCACUGACACAACUGGAGGCAACACCAGAAUCCUCCUCCUCAUCCCUAAGUUCUCCUCGUCAAAAAAUCCUUAUAUGCGGUUCACCAGAUGAUAUAUCACCGUGUUUAGACUAUGCCAUGACAGCUAAACCUGGAGAAAUUGAUUUUUCCUCUUUGAUUAUAGCAAGCAGUGAUAUUGAUGAACUGAUUGCUAAUUAUUUUGGAAAAAUUAAAAUCCAUCUUGUCAAUUGGGAUGAAACAGACUAUGAAGAAAUGUUAAUUGAACGUAUUCGACCACGAUCAGAUGAUUUUAUAAUCCCAUUAGUUAUUGAAUUUCAACCGACAAUUAGAAGAAUGAAACGAAUUAGAGAAUUAUUAGAAAUGGAUGGUACAUUAGUAAUACCAAGUGAAAAUCCUACAUGGCGAAUAAAGCAUACAAAUUUAAUGAAUAGUUUUACAGAAAAUAAUGGCACGUUGAUUAAAUUAGCUGAGAAUGUUUUUGAUGCUGGUUUUACACGUCAAAUUGAUUAUCUAUUAGGCAGAAGACAUAUGCAUUCUCGAAUAUAUUUUGGUUAUGAAAAACCAAUUGAAUCACCACAGAAAUUUAUUGAUUGAGAGAAAGAAAGAAAAUAUUGCCAACAGCACAAACACACAUAUACAUACAUAUUGAAUAUUGACAAUAUACAGCUCCCGAUGAACACAUAUCUACUAUUCGUUUAUAUAUAUAUAUUGCCUUCAAUAUCUACACUGUCAUUUGUACAUUCAUAAGUCUGUGUCUUCAUUGAACUACAGACAAUAUUCUAUUCUAUCUUACAAAAUAAGAAGAAAGACUAUUAACCACUGGCAGGGAAAACAAUAGUAUCACUAUUAUCAUUAUUAUUAAUUACAAUACUUAUAAAGAGUGAAUUUGUAAUAUAAACUUGUGUAUAUACCCUCUUUUUCUUUCAACUGCACUUAAAUUACUUUUGUAAAUCACUUAUUACUUAAAAACUAAUCAGUAGUAUACUCUUGUGUAAUUUAAUAAUUUAUUUACAUAUUAUUAUUUAUACAAAAUUGAAAGGAGAAAGUUGCCGAGAAUAAGCAAAAAAAGAAAACAAAUGUCUUUCUUUUAAAUUGUGUUUUUUGUUCGAAAAUCAUUCAAUUCAUUGGAGAUAUCUUCAUCACCGUCAUCUUCAUCUUCAGUAUUGUCAUCGGCAUUGUUGUCUUCCUUAGUAGUAGUAUAAUAGUCUUCUUUUUUUAUUACAUUAACAAUAUGGUUUUCUAAUUUAUUUUUCAAUUGAUUUAUAUUUCUAUCGGAGAGUUUUUCCUUUAAUCGCAUUUCAUAUAAAUCUUUUGCCUGUUCCAAUUGUUUAAUUUUCUCCCAUUUAACUCUAACAAUAAAAAGUUGAAGGAGGUGAUCAUGGAGGAGAAUAAGAAAAAAAGUUUUAUAUUUUGUUAAAAUUUUUAAACAUUUGAAUUCUCAGUUUCCUUUUUCUUUUCUGUUGAAUAAGAAACCAAGCAAAAUUUUUUACUUUUAUUACUAUUAUUACUGUUGUUACUAUAAAUUUUUUUUUCAAUACUUUUUGUAACUAGCUAUUUGUUUAUUUAUAUAAUACUAUAACCAUUCCAUACAAUGGAGCUUUAACUGUUUAUUCAUUAUAAAGAGUUAAAUAAUUAACUAGUUGUGUGUUGGUACUUUCAAUGUGGUUGGGGGACGGGGGGCUACUGUGAGCUUGAUGGUGGCUUUAAUUGCAAAGCUUAUGUCAUUA
This is a messenger RNA of Trichobilharzia szidati, 2223 nucleotides long. NCBI's taxonomy places the organism in Eukaryota, Metazoa, Platyhelminthes, Trematoda, Strigeidida, Schistosomatidae. The record is from the annotation of a GenBank genome assembly.